UACUACUUCAAUGCUGCUGGAACUGCUUGGGACCCAGUUAAGUUCACAUGCGAAAAGUUUGAAUGCAAGAGAAUAGAAAGCAGACUUGCAGUCUAUAUGUUGGACCCAGAUAUUUCAAAUGCUUUAGCUGCCAAAUAUAUUGCAGUUCCACUUAUGUUCCCUAUACACCAAAUAUCUGUCAAAGACUUUGCAGGUGAAGUUGGAAACCAAAGUGCUGACCCAGGUGCAAGAACAGAUAUUGCUUUAACAACUGCAAUGAAACAUGCAGAUACUAUGUUUGUACUGUUCAGACGAACUAUAAAUGACUAUUCUUGUUUCUACAACCCCGGUAUUAAAUAUCAUAUAAACAUAGAUGGCAAAUAUUAUCCAAGAGAAGAAUAUUCUACAGUUGAGGAUAUGAGGUCAUACAACUUGACAUUAGAUGCUAUGAACUUUAACAACAACUUCACAACAACCAUUAACCCUGAAAUGCAAAGUUCUAUUAUGCCAUAUGUGAAAGUAUGGACUCAUACAGGAGGUCAAAAAACUCAAUAUACAAAUGGAGACCGUUCAAACUUUUGGCUUGGCAUUCCAUUUGCUGACUCAGAAGACUUUAUGGGUGGUAUUUCAACUGUUGGUACAGUUCAAAUACAAUAUACUGGUGACAGAGACGGUCCAGAUGAAUUGAAAGCAAAGAAGUUUACAAAACCAAUAGCACUUUUCACGGAAGAUGCUCUUUUGAAAAUUCGUUCGAUGAAACCUGCUGGGGCUCCUCAGAUUGGUAUAACGACAGCUUCCAUCGAGCAGAUUUUGGCAGCAGGUCAGUAA
Trichomonas vaginalis G3 is the source of this 807-nucleotide messenger RNA. RefSeq names its product protein of unknown function, DUF4106 family. Lineage: Eukaryota; Parabasalia; Trichomonadida; Trichomonadidae. The transcript has a single exon. The record is from RefSeq and is a predicted model, not a curated record. The annotation marks the transcript as partial.